UUGGCGCCACACAACGUACACUGGCGCCGAUACGCUCAUACGCACGCCACCUCCUCCUCCCUCCUCCCAUGGCGACGGUCGCCACGCACUCCGGCUCCCCUCCGCCGCCGCCUCCUCGCCUAUACCGCCGCCACCGCGCGGCCUUCCCUGCCGGAGCCCGGCGGUCCGCCGCCGCUGCACGCGGUCGCAUUAGGAGUUCGCGCAACUUAUCCUGCUUGGUCUCUGGGACUGCAAAGGCAUCAGUGUCCGGGGCAGAAACUUCUUCAGGUGGGGAAGAUGUAAAUGAGAUUAUUGGUAAAGUGGAAGCAGUAGAAUCUACCACCCCGGGUGCUUCAUUCCUUGCAAAAGUGGCAAUUGCUAUCGGUAUUGCGGCCACGGUCACUGUAAUUUCACUAGUCAGGAAGCAGCCUUCAUCAGGCCCAUCUUUCAGUCUGCCACAAAUAGUUGAUGCCUCCACGCAGUCUGAUGCAGCAGCAGCAACCCUUGGAUAUUCAUUUUCUGCAUUUGGGAAGAAAGUCAUACUUCCAGAGUACACACCAGGGUGGGUCUACUUUUGUUUGCUCAUGGCUGCUGGAUUUGGACUACUUAUCAGUGAAGAAGCUUUAAAUGUUUGGGCUGGAAUUUCUUUAUCACGUACACUUUCAUUGGAUGGAACCUGGCAAUCUCUCGUUAACUCGUUCUCGGCGAAUGCACCUUAUAUAGUUUCUACAGUGCUAUGGAUUUACUGGGGUGUUUGUCUCAGCGAUAUGAUCCCGUUCUUUCUGGGGAAGCUUUUUAGACAAACUAAAGCAUCUGAAGGCAUAAGCAGCAAGAUUGGAAUUGGCAAGGACAAAGCACUAAGCAUAUCACGAGCAGUCCAAAAGUACGGGAACCUAAUUGGCUUUGUUGAGAGAUUUUCGAUUGGCGUACGGAAUAUCACAGCAUUUCUAGCUGGCGCAUUGGGUAUACCAGCAGACUGUUACUUCGCCGGAGUUUGUUUCGGGUGCCUGUUUACUCUUCCUAUUCAGUUAGCACUUGGGUUUGUCCUCCGUGAAAGGCCUGUCAUCGCUCUGGCAAGCGUCGCAGCUGCCGUGGGCAUCUGCACGGCGUUCCCUUACGCAGCCGCGGCGUGCACGGCUCUCUUCUUCUACCUCCGCCGGCCCGACUCCAGCAGCUGAGACUGAGAACGUGCUGAUCCUUUUCGUGGCGGAUCGGCAACUCCCGGCUCCGUGCCUUUUUUUUCACUACCCCUGUGCCAUCUAGCUGACGGGACAUUCCUGUUUUUUUUGGUACUUAGACAGUUGCACUGCAUCUUCUUUGUAAAUUUUGUAAUGGUUGAUCAAUCAAUGUAAACAUUUCUCCUUUUACUUCUUUCUGAAGUUCUCCAUCCGUCCCAAAUUA
Messenger RNA from Setaria italica (foxtail millet), 1380 nucleotides. RefSeq lists its product as uncharacterized. The transcript is spliced from 10 exons. Lineage: Eukaryota; Viridiplantae; Streptophyta; Magnoliopsida; Poales; Poaceae. The coding region runs from base 69 to 1157 and encodes 362 amino acids. The record is from RefSeq and is a predicted model, not a curated record.